Molecule: messenger RNA, 1208 nt
Organism: Limulus polyphemus (Atlantic horseshoe crab)
Lineage: Eukaryota; Metazoa; Arthropoda; Merostomata; Xiphosura; Limulidae
Exons: 8
Coding region: 124-1179 (351 amino acids)
Source: RefSeq, a predicted model, not a curated record
CAAAGAGUCAAGAAGGACACAACAUAUGAAGAAACUAGCUGGAUUUUCUAUGCAUUUAUCUCUACAUGUUCACUGCUUUAUUUUGGAGGCAAAACUAGGUGUCUUAUUGGACGUCGCUGGAGCAUGAUUAUUGGUUCUUGUAUUUUCAGCUUUGGCAUAACAGUGACGUACUGGAGUAUACAACACAGUCUGGUAGCUACCAUAAUCACUUAUGGAGUAGUUAAUUCUUUGGGACUUAUCUGUUGUUUUGGUCACCCCGUGGUCACUGCUAUGGAGUGGUUUCCCACCAAGAAAGGACUCGUGACAGGGAUAGUGGCCUCAGGAUUAGCUUUAACUCCUCUUUUUAUGAAUAGCGUACAGACAUUCAUUGUAAAUCCUAAUAAUCUCCAACCUGAUUCUGAUGGGUUUUUUUACAACGAUGAAAUUAUAGAAAGUGUUCCUGUUUUGUUUCUGAUAAUGGGAAGUGUUACUGGUGGAAUUCUACUGAUUGGGCUGCUUAUGUACCAAGAACUACCACGAGAGUCAAAUCAGGAAGAAACAACAUCCAGUGAACUAACUACUGUGUACGAAACGUCAGAACAAUCGUGUAGUAAAGAACUUAGUGGACCAAUUACGAAAGAUUUGGACUGUACAAGAACAAUAAAUAGCGAAAAAUUAUGUGCAUCAUGGCAAGAAGAUUCAGCCAAUGUGAACGUUGAUGGUGAACAACCGUACACUAAUGGUGAAGGUGAAGUUUAUGUGUCACCAAAUGAAGCUGUGAAAAUGAAAGAAUUUUACCUUUUAUCAAUAGUUUGUAUUUGCUCCUUUUACCCAUUUAUGUUUGUGAAUGUUUUAUAUAAGACAUAUGGACAGACGUUUAUACAAGACGACAUGUUUCUGUCCACCAUUGGUUCUGUAGCUGGAGCUGUUCAUGCACUUAGCCGUGUGAUUGUAGGCUUAAUUCAGGACAAAAUAUCUUACAAAACAGCUUCUUUCUUUCUCUGGCCUUUAGUUUUCCAUCGUGUUACUCCUUCUUUAGGAUGGUUUGCUACCUUUUGUAUGACAGCGACUGUUUCAUUCAUAGGGUUACUUGUGACUAUACUUUUCCCCGAAACCCAUCGUACACAACCAUUAACAUCAAGUAGUUUUGAUAAAGAAAAAGAACGGACUCGUUACGGAGCUGUUGAAUAUCUGAAGUGAAUUUCUUAGCAUUUGUUACUUCUCGGAUU